GUGGCGAAUCUAACCAACCUCUAUUUCUUUGACAUCACAGACAACAGAAUCACAGGGCAUGUGCCCAUCCAACCAGGAUUCGACACGUGUACCAGCAUCCGCCACCUUCACCUGAGUCGCAACCAUCUGACAUAUGUCCCAGGGCAACUGGGACGGCUUCCAAACCUCAUCCACCUCCUGGUGGACAACAACCGUCUCAACCAGACCUUUCCAGCGGGGCUCAGUGGGUCAACCAGCCUGCAGAUCAUCCAUCUGAGCAACAACACCAUUCAGGGCCGGCUUUCUCCUUCCCUCAACCUCCCAGCGCUGCAAGACCUCUCCAUGCACAACUGCUCCAUGCCGCCCCAGUCACUGCCGCCCUUGACGGACCUUCCAGCACUCUGCUACCUCGAUUUGAGUCGCAACAACUUUCAAGGUCCCCUGCCCCCUGCCCUCUUUACCACCCACCCUGAGCUAGUAACUCUCAAUCUCGCCUUGAACCAUCUCAACGGCAACCUCCCUCCCGGGCUGCCCUCAGCCAACCUCACACGACUCCACUCCAUUAUUCUAUCAGACAACAAACUAACAGGCCCCGUGCCUCCUCUAGACGCGCUCCCUGCCAUCGCCACCAUCUCACUCUUUGAUAACCACUUCACCCGCGCGCCUGCUGCUCUGCUCAGCAACGAGAACGUCACACUGCAGCUAUACGGCAACGACCUCUGUGUGCCCUACCGCCCUGCAGUCACUGCCGCUUGCUCGCCUCCACUCGGCAUCAUGCAGUAUCAGCCCCCUCCCAUUUGCGACGACCUCGCCUGCCCCUCUCUCUACGCGCCCAGCCCGCCGCUGCUCGCGCUGACCAACGUGUGUGUGUGUGCUUCGCCGCUGGAGGUGGAAUUGAAGCUUACUGCUCCGCAGUAUGCGGUGUUUAAUGACGAGCUCGCGAGUCUGCUUGUAGAGAGGAUCGCGGGGAGCUUGGGGAAGAACGGGAUUGGCAUCUCGACGGGACAGGUGGGUGUGGUGGGGAGAGGUGGGUGUGGUGGGGACAGGACAGGUGGCUGUGGUGGGGACAGGACAGGUGCAUUUGGGGGAGCUGAAGCUGAGCCCGCCGCUGCUAGCGCUCACCAACGUGUGUGUGUGCGUGUCGCCGCUGGAGGUGGAACUGAAGCUGACAGCGCCGCAUCACCGGGUCCAUCCGCUCCCCUUCCACCAUCAUCCAUUCCCUUCUUCCUCUUUCCCCUCUCCCCCUCUCCCCCUCUCCCUUUCUCCCCCACUCCCCCCAUCCCAACCCCAACAACAGAUCGCUAUGGUGUCAUUCCCCCGCCCGCCCCCCCUGUCGCGUCUCCUAGGGCUCGCCCGCCCGCCCCCCCUGUGGCGUCUCCUAGGGGUGAUGGCAUGACCACUGCCGCGAUUGUAAGUAUCGUGGCGCUCGCUCUCACUGCUCUGCUCUCAUUGCUCUACCCUCUCCCCCAACCCCCUUCUUCCCCCCAGCUCCCCGCCCGCCCCCCAUGUGGCGUCUACUGGGGGCAUGAUCACUGCUGCGAUUGUGGUUGCAUCUACUGGAGGAGGGGGCAUGACCACUGCUGCGAUUGUGGGCAUCGUGGUGGGGGGAGUGGUGCUCCUCGCUCUCAUUGCUCUGCUGCUCGUGUGGCUGCUGCUGCUACGGAACAGAAACAGAGUGGUGGCGCUCCCUCUCAUGGCUCUGCUACUCGUGUGGCGCUCCCUCUCAUGGCUCUGCUACUCGUGUGGCGCUCCCUCUCAUUGCUCUGCUACUCGUGUGGCGCUCCCUCUCAUUGCUCUGCUACUCGUGUGGCGCUCCCUCUCAUUGCUCUGCUACUCGUGUGGCGCUCCCUCUCAUUGCUCUGCUACUCGUGUGGCGCUCCCUCUCAUUGCUCUGCUACUCGUGUGGCGCUCCCUCUCAUUGCUCUGCUACUCGUGUGGCGCUCCCUCUCAUUGCUCUGCUACUCGUGUGGCGCUCCCUCUCAUUGCUCUGCUACUCGUGUGGCGCUCCCUCUCAUUGCUCUGCUACUCGUGUGGCGCUCCCUCUCAUUGCUCUGCUACUCGUGUGGCGCUCCCUCUCAUUGCUCUGCUACUCGUGUGGCGCUCCCUCUCAUUGCUCUGCUACUCGUGUGGCGCUCCCUCUCAUUGCUCUGCUACUCGUGUGGCGCUCCCUCUCAUUGCUCUGCUACUCGUGUGGCGCUCCCUCUCAUGGCUCUGCUACUCGUGUGGCGCUCCCUCUCAUUGCUCUGCUACUCGUGUGGCGCUCCCUCUCAUUGCUCUGCUACUCGUGUGGCGCUCCCUCUCAUUGCUCUGCUACUCGUGUGGCGCUCCCUCUCAUUGCUCUGCUACUCGUGUGGCGCUCCCUCUCAUUGCUCUGCUACUCGUGUGGCGCUCCCUCUCAUUGCUCUGCUACUCGUGUGGCGCUCCCUCUCAUUGCUCUGCUACUCGUGUGGCGCUCCCUCUCAUUGCUCUGCUACUCGUGUGGCGCUCCCUCUCAUUGCUCUGCUACUCGUGUGGCGCUCCCUCUCAUUGCUCUGCUACUCGUGUGGCGCUCCCUCUCAUUGCUCUGCUACUCGUGUGGCGCUCCCUCUCAUUGCUCUGCUACUCGUGUGGCGCUCCCUCUCAUUGCUCUGCUACUCGUGUGGCGCUCCCUCUCAUUGCUCUGCUACUCGUGUGGCGCUCCCUCUCAUUGCUCUGCUACUCGUGUGGCGCUCCCUCUCAUUGCUCUGCUACUCGUGUGGCGCUCCCUCUCAUUGCUCUGCUACUCGUGUGGCGCUCCCUCUCAUUGCUCUGCUACUCGUGUGGCGCUCCCUCUCAUUGCUCUGCUACUCGUGUGGCGCUCCCUCUCAUUGCUCUGCUACUCGUGUGGCGCUCCCUCUCAUUGCUCUGCUACUCGUGUGGCGCUCCCUCUCAUUGCUCUGCUACUCGUGUGGCGCUCCCUCUCAUUGCUCUGCUACUCGUGUGGCUGGUGCUGCUACUAAGGAACAGAAACAAAGACCUGUGGAGGACUACAGGGCGAUCGAGGGGCUGCAGAUGCUGGGCGUGCACCGACUUGUGGAGCUCGGAGGACUACAAAGCAAUAGAGGGGCUGCAGGCACUGGGGGUGCAGCGGUGCAAGCUCAGUCUGAGGUAAUAUGUGCUCUCCACCCAUCCCCACCCAUCCGCGCCCAUCUCCACCCUUUCCCAUCCCUCCCCAGACCUGUGGAGCUCGGAGGACUACAAGGCGAUAGAGGGGCUGCAGGCGCUGGGGGUACACCGGUGCAAGCUGAAAGAGAUAGCCGAUGCCACCCAGGGCUUCAAGACGCUGCUGGGGGAGGGCGGAUACGGGCAGGUGCGAUGUGGGGCAGGUAUAUCUGUGGGGGGAAGGGGGAGGGCGCAUAUGGGAAGAAGCAGACAGAUGGAAGGUCGAAGAAGGGUAGGGCGGAUAUGGACAGGUAUAUCUGUGAGGGGACGGAUAUGGUGUACCGAGGAGUGCUGGAAUCAGGGGAUGUAGUGGCAGUGAAGCGAGCCAAGGGGCAUGUGAAGCUCGGUGGGACCGAGUUUCGAAAUGAAAUACAGCUGCUCUCAGCAGUGCGCCAUCGCAACCUGGUGGCUCUGAAAGGGUUCUGUGUGGAGGCGGGCGAGCAACUGCUGGUGUAUGAAUUCAUCGAGAGGGGCACGUUGGAAGACAUGCUGAGAGCCGACUCAAAGCACCAGUUGACGUGGCGGCAGCGGGUCAACAUCGCCUGUGGUGCAGCCAAUGGGUUUGCAUACCUGCACCAUCAGAUCAAGCCGCCCAUCAUCCACCGGGAUGUGAAGACGGCCAACAUCCUCAUCACAGCAGACCUCGAGGCCAAGGUGGCUGACUUCGGAAUCUCCAAGGCUGUUCCUGAGGAGGCGGAGGGAGGGGGGAGGCUGGAGACGCAAGUCAAGGGGACUGUGGGCUAUUUGGACCCACAAUAUUUCCAGUGCGAUCUUCUCACGGAAAAGAGCGAUGUGUACAGCUUUGGAAUCGUGCUGCUAGAGCUAGCCACUGGUCUCCGCCCGGUGACCGACGGGGAGCACAUAAGACGGAUCGUGAUCGAUAGGGUUACCAACGAGGGCGGCGUGAACAGUGUUAUGGACCCGGUUUUGAAAGCCAUGUGGGAGAAGGGGAGCGGGGAGGGGGGAGGAGUGGGAGGAGGAGCAGGUGGGGGAGCAGGGGGAGGAACAGGGGGAGGAGAAGGGGGAACAGAGGGCGGAGGGGAAGGGAGAGGUGGUGGGGGAGAUGGAGAGGUGGGGAUGAGUGAGGGGAAGGCAAUGGAGGAAACGUGUGGGAGCGAGGCCUUGGAGGAAACGUUUGAGUGGUUUGUGCGGCUGGCAAUGCGGUGCAGCUUGAAGCAGGUUCAGAACCGACCCGACAUGCAACAGGUUUUGAAGGAGUUGGAAGGGAUUAAGAGGCGCUUGAACCGGGUUUCUGCGUCUCGUGCUGCUGGCACUGGUGGUGCUGCUGGUGCCGCUGCUGCUGGUGCUGCUGGUGGUGCUGGUGGUUGUGAUAGUAGCAGGCGUGACAACGCCGAAGGGUAUGCUUGGGAAGGGGAGCCUGCGUGUGCGACCAAGUCACAAACCAGUGACAAGUUCUGGAAUGAAAUAGCUGCAGCGGCGACAGGAGGGGCUGCAAGGGAGGAUUGGGGUGAGGAGGACGAGGAGGAGGAGGUUUCGUGGUAUGAGGAGCGGAUGAAGCUGCAAGGAGGGAAGGGUGGGACCUCGAGCAGCGGUGGGGAUGGGUUGAGUCCGAAUGUGACGUUCAGUGGGGGUGUUCAUAAAAGAGACGUGAAUCCCCGGUGA
Molecule: messenger RNA, 4782 nt
Organism: Closterium sp. Naga37s-1
Lineage: Eukaryota; Viridiplantae; Streptophyta; Zygnematophyceae; Desmidiales; Closteriaceae
Source: the annotation of a GenBank genome assembly